AUGUACCUGUUCUACUACAACCUCACCAGCAUUGAAUUAUGUGGCAAAUGCAAAUAUUUAAGUCCUGCUGGGAAGAGUGAGUUGGAUAAAUCCGUGAUCAAUAGCAUCGCCACAGGAGAUGAGACACUUCGGAACCAUAGCCUCAUCCGGAUUUGGUGUGACCCCAGCCCCUCAGAGGUUGUUACUGACAUGCCCCGGGCAGAUGCCAAUAUCAGCUGGACCCUGGGGAACACCACUGGGGAGAAAUGUCAGCAUCUGUUUGUGGACACCUCAUUGCCAGACCUGGCUGUGGGCCUGAUCCUGCUUGCUGGCUCCCUUACCCUACUGUGCACCUGCCUCAUCCUUCUGGUUAAGCUGCUGAACUCUGUGCUCCAGGGACAGGUAGCCAAGGUGGUCCAGACAGUCAUCAACACUGAUUUCCCACAUCCCUUCACCUGGGUGACUGGCUACUUCGCCAUGGUGGUGGGUGCUGGUAUGACUUUUGUGGUACAGAGUAGUUCCGUGUUCACUUCAGCCAUCACCCCACUCAUUGGUCUGGGCGUGAUCAGCAUCGAACGAGCCUAUCCCCUCACCCUAGGCUCCAACAUUGGCACUACCACCACUGCCAUCCUUGCUGCCCUUGCCAGCCCUAGAGAAAAGCUCUCCAGUGCCUUUCAGAUUGCCCUGUGCCACUUCUUUUUCAAUAUCUCUGGCAUCUUGCUGUGGUACCCAAUACCCUGCACACGGCUGCCCAUCCACAUGGCCAAGGCCCUGGGCCGGCGCACUGCCAAGUACCGCUGGUUUGCCGUGCUUUACCUGCUGAUCUGCUUCCUGCUGCUGCCCUCGCUGGUGUUUGGUGUCUCUAUGGCAGGCUGGCGGGCCAUGGUGGGUGUGGGGGCCCCUUUUGGGGCACUGCUGGCCUGCGUUGCUCUGGUCAACCUACUCCAAAACCGGAGCCCUGCCCGGCUACCCAAGUGGCUCCAGACUUGGGAUUUCCUUCCCUACUGGAUGCAUUCACUGAAGCCCCUUGACCGGCUAAUCACUCGAGCUACCCUGUGCUGUACCCACCCUGAGCCACGCUCCCCGCCACUGCCUGCCCGAGUUUAUCUGGAGGAGCUCCCCACAGCCACACCCUCCCCACGCCUUGGGGUGCUCCCCCCAGGCACACCCUCCUCCCCACGCCUUGGGGUGCUCCCCCCAGACACACCCUCUUCCCCACGCCUUGGGGUGCUCCCCCCAGACACACCCUCCCCACGCCUUGGGGUGCUCCCCCAGCACAACGCCACUAGGCUCUAAUGGGUGGUCCAAGGGGAAUUCCUGAGUCAUUCCUACCAGGAGCUCAUUCCAAAACAUGUCUAUGUAUGUUCGGGUGUGUGCAUGGGGGUGUAUGUGUCUGGAUUGGGGGCACAGUUAGAGGUUGUGUAUACACACAGACAUAAAAUAUUAGAACUGGAAAAGAUUUUCCUUAGUCCUACCACCUCUUUGAGGAAACUGAGGCCCAGAACCAGAAAGAGACUUUGUGCCCAAAGUCACACGACUGGUUAGCGGUGGAGUUGGGAUUAAACUGAGUUCUGCCUCUUGGCUCAGAACAUGACUAGGCCACA
Molecule: messenger RNA, 1583 nt
Organism: Gracilinanus agilis (Agile Gracile Mouse Opossum)
Lineage: Eukaryota; Metazoa; Chordata; Mammalia; Didelphimorphia; Didelphidae
Gene: SLC34A1
Product: solute carrier family 34 member 1
Exons: 7
Coding region: 1-1275 (424 amino acids)
Biological process (GO): intracellular phosphate ion homeostasis; sodium-dependent phosphate transport
Cellular component (GO): vesicle; brush border; apical plasma membrane
Molecular function (GO): sodium:phosphate symporter activity
Source: RefSeq, a predicted model, not a curated record